Messenger RNA from Aspergillus melleus, 1323 nucleotides. Its product is annotated as questin oxidase family protein. The transcript is spliced from 5 exons. The coding region runs from base 1 to 1323 and encodes 440 amino acids. The record is from RefSeq and is a predicted model, not a curated record. Gene Ontology annotation, molecular function: oxidoreductase activity. Lineage: Eukaryota; Fungi; Ascomycota; Eurotiomycetes; Eurotiales; Aspergillaceae.
AUGGCCACCGCACGCAAGGUCCAGUUAACGACGUCCGACUCGGGCGUGUUCUCGUCUGGUAUCAGAGAGGAUUCAGCGCAGGUGGCAAGCGAGCUUUUGCAGGAGAAUCUGGAAAAUCAUCAUGUGUACUUCAAUAAUAUGGGGUUUCAUAACCAUAUUGUUCAUCACCUCUUGAGCAUCUUCGCCCUAGGCGCAACCCCGGAGGAGAUCAGGGAUGCGUACAACCGAAACAAAGGGUACCAGAGACCGGCUCUGCCAGCUGACGAGGCUGUCAUCCAGUCAUUGUAUGAUAAGGAGGGAUUCAAGAAGUACCUUGGAAGGGACAAGAACUAUCCCAGUUACUUGGCCUUUUUCCAGCAAGAGAUUGAGAAGAAAGGCGUUGAGAAGGUUCUCAAUGAGUAUUUGUUCUCUGGGGAGGACAAUGCGGAGAACUUGUUGGCUCGGUUGUUUGGAGGACUCAUCCACCCCCUGAUCCAUCUUGGAUUCGGAAUUGAGUUCAACCAGCCCGCCAUCAUAGCCGAAGCUCUUGCUCAGGCAGCGAUCCAUGAAGACUGGUCUGGUCCGAGGUUCCUCUGGCCAGCUGAAAAGCUUGCCGGGGGCAUUGGAAAGCCGGGAAAGAAGACUCUGCUUCAGAUCCUGGAGGAAAUUCGCGGGGACGAAAAUUUGACCCGUUCUGCCCAUUGGGAGGAUGGUAACAAGAUGAGGGACGGAGUUCUUCGACGAGCUCCGGAUGAGAUGCUCAAAUAUGCCGCGGAAUUUACUGUCUCUGAGGACCAAGUGGAAGAGAAAUUGGCCGAGAUGACCAAUGCAGUCGUGUAUUAUAGCAGUGCGGCUCAAAACCCCCCGAAGCAGGUCAAAUUCGACUUCUUCCUCAUCCAUUGUCUGAACUCGUCCAUCUUCUUUUCGAAGAUCGUGUCGCUUCCAUUCCUGGACAUCAAAACCCGACUGCGCCUUCUUGAAUGGAAAGGACGCUUGGAUCUCCUGCUCUAUGUCUCUCGUGGGGCUCCUCAGCUUCUCGUGGAUGAAGUGACGACGUAUCCGGCUUCAAAAAGCUGGGAGACGAUUUUCAAACAUUGCGUUGCCCACCCUAGCGACGACGGACACUUGCCGAAAUUGGCCAGAGCCGUAGCUCAUGGCGAAGAUGUGUGUCGUAAGUUUGAGAGUCAAGCUACGGAGAGAGGCCUCAAAAUCACGGGUGAUAUGUGGUUGAGGAUUGGUAAUAUGGUCAUGGAUUCGACCUCGGACCAAGGACCACUGUGGGUCCGCUCAACGGGUUUCAAAGAGGCCUGGGCGGAAUUCCCAGAGCGACGGCACCGGCUGUGA